GUCGCAAACUGGGCCUCCUAGCCGUCGCCCUUCAUGGCAGCACCUAUAUCAACCGCUUCACGGCUGUCUCGAAGGAUGCCACGCCGCCCUCGAGAGCUAUUGGCCGUGGCGUUUUUCGUCGAGCUGCCACCGUGGUGAGUCAACUCCAGGAGUUGGUGAAGCGAGUUGGAAAGGAGGAAACCGACAUGAAUGAUGGUGAGUGGCAGGAAGACACAAUGAACUUCUUGUUCAGUGCAGACUACACGGACACCCUCAUGAUUCUGGCCAGUGGGGUUCGACAGCUGAUGCAGACAGAGCCCACAGUCGUGCAAGUACCGCAGCCUUGCAAAGUGUUUGGCGACAUUCAUGGUCAGCUUCGUGAUAUGCUGCUGCUGUUUCAUGCGUAUGGGAGCCCUGGAGCCGACAAGCACUUCGUUUUCAACGGAGAUUUCGUUGAUCGUGGUGCUCACCAGCUGGAGGUUGUCGGAGUACUCUUUGCCCUCAAGCUCACCUUCCCAUCGCAUGUCUGGCUGGUGCGAGGAAACCAUGAAGACUUGCUGAUGAAUCGCAAGUAUGGCUUCGAAGAGGAAUGCCAGGAGAGCUUGGGAUCUGCGAACGGUCCCAAGACUUUCCAACUCUUCCAAAAGGCCUUCGAGUGGUUGCCUUUGGCCUGCUUAAUCGAUGACCAGAUCUUGACAGUUCAUGGUGGACUUGGAGAUGGGAAGUGGACCAUCGCUGAGCUCUCUUGCGUUCGCCGGCCUCUAAACUCGGAAGACUUCCACGCGCCAGAACGGAGAUGGCUUUACAACAUACUGUGGUCGGAUCCUAUACCAGAGGAUGAGGCUAUGCAGGAGGCUGCCAUGGUGUUUGGUGUUCACAGCUCACCCCGCAAUGCAUCUGCAGUCAAGUUUGGUUGGAAUGUUACCAAGACAUUCUGUGCUUUGAAUGGGAUUGGCCUGGUCAUUCGCAGCCAUCAAUGCCUCGAGCAGGGCCGCGGGUUCGAAAUCAUGCACGAGGACAAGCUAAUGAGAGUAUUCUCCGCUCGUGACUAUGAGGAACAUCGUAACGAUGCUGCAGUGCUGGCUAUUAAGCGCAACGGCGGUGCUUCCGCACCGCAGCUCUUGGUGCGUGCACAGGAAGCUGCGCAGACGACAGCCGGACUGAGAACGUUAUCUCAGACGCUGGACAGCAACAUCAGCUAUGCAGAGGUCUGCAUGCUGAGCCAUGGCUGCCGCCUGCUUGAAGCUCCUUCGGAUGCAGCGCGCGUGGCGGGUUACAUCGCGCCGGGAUGCGAAGCGAUGCGAAGCGAUGCAAAAGUCAUUGAAGUUGAUGCAGGCAGCGUGGAAGGUGGGGAGGGGGUGCGGGAGGGACGUGAAGGCCGUGAAGGCCUGGAUGGUCGAAGAGUGAGAUCGCCGAAUCCCGCCAUCGCACCGGACCCUGCAAGUUUGGACACUGCAGGUCGUCGUCGGCUGCAGAAGCCGCCUUUCCGGUCAGGAGUCAUGGAUUCGCAGCACCACCAGCGAGCCGGUUUCGGCAAGGCAUUCAGCAAGGCCGAGCCUGACGAAGUGGAGGGAAGGAGAACUUCUCGGAGCUCACUUUACUUCCUCGCUGUGAAGGAUGCCAUCUACACAGCACUUUUCGGUGCUCCGGAGAUCCAUCCUGAAACAUCCUGGGAUGGUGUCGGUGGUACGCUUGCCAAUGCCACCGCGUCGGCGCUGCAUGGGGCGGCAUCAGGUGCCAAGGGUGCCCUGCAUUCCGCCAGCUCCUCGCUGUUGGGCGGCGCGGCUUCAGGGCUGAAGGUCAUUGAAAGCACGGCUGGCUCCGUAGCCAAUUGGACAUCCUCAAAGGCCCAGGAGCUUGCUGCCUUCUUCACCGGAAGCUCUCUUCCAAGUGGGGAGACGAAGGAUGAGCCGGAGAUACAGGAGACUCCGAAGAGGGACCAACGCCCAUGGCAUCCUCCGUUGCUUCCGCCGGUGCUUGCCGCGGUCGAGGUUGAGCAGGCAAUCGUCAACGGAGUCAAGACCGACGAGGUAGCAGCCAUGCCGCAGCCGCUUUUCACGGCCUUGGAUGGCUCAGGAGCUGAGCCGGGAGACUUCUUCCUCUUUAUCAAGGAUUAUGGAUGGAGCCUCCGAUACCGAAUAAGCCGCGCAGAGGACUCGGUGAAUAUCGAGAGGCCACUUCUCCUGGACUGGAUCAAGCUGCGACAGCCGGUUCGUCAUCCAUCAGACCUGCUAGAGAUCCCCAGCGGCGAGCUCUUUCAGUGGGACGUCGUGGAGCCUCCGCGCCACAGCGGCUUCAUGUAUCAGGUGACACAGGUGAUGGGUUCUGGUGUCGAGGCGGUCAUCAACUUUUUCAAGGAUCGUGGCCCGAAGCUCCUCGUCCAGCAGGAGGGUGUGAGCCUGGUGGACUCUGACGGAGAGGCACCGCCAGAUGUUGACAUCCAUCGGAAGCCUGUCACCCACUGUGGGAGAUUUCAUGCAGGGGUCUCUGGAGACAGUAACAAGGUCAGCGAUGAAUCUCAAAAGCAGGCGCACCCCUCGCUCUUUAAUCCCGGCGUUCGCGAGAAGGCCUUGAAGCGUUCCCUCGCGCGAGCGCUUGGCGAGGCGCGAAACCAAGCGAGCCAGAGCCGUCUUACUGCGGCAGCACCACUUGCGGAGGUUGCCCAAGUGGCCGCUGGCUCAGCGCUGGUGUUCCUUCGGAGGCCCGACUCCCUCUUCCUAGACGUCCCCAUGCUGGAGGAGGCCCUUGAACCUGACAUGGAACCGCCGGCAGCCAACCCAAGCGAUGAGCAGGGCGACAUCUUCGCCUCGCUACCGGUGGCGAAAGCUCAGCCACUGGAAGGUGGCACAGCUGGCAACGCUGUCAAGGACGUCCUCCUCCGCUGUCUGCCGGCCUUCCGGCUGGGUGUCACUGCCGAGACCCUGAGCCACAUCCUUCGGCUUUCGGAGGCACCGGCGUUUUUCACGAUGGGCCACAAAGAAAAAGCCUUCGAGGUUUCUGUUCAGUCCAUUGCAGACACGAUUGUUGCAGAAUGGCUCAAGCAGCCUGACAGCCCCUUGCUGCGCGCGUCGUGCAUAGGCUUGGGAUGCGCUAUGGACAUCGAUCACGAUGACAAGGGCAUCGUCAUCGCGAUUGUAGUCUGA
This is a messenger RNA of Symbiodinium sp. CCMP2456, 3122 nucleotides long. Lineage: Eukaryota; Dinophyceae; Suessiales; Symbiodiniaceae. The record is from the annotation of a GenBank genome assembly.